CGUUCGGGCUGCGGGUGCCCGAGCCCUGGGCGCUCUUUGUGGGUGUGGGCUUCCGCGGCGCACCUGGGAGAACGCUGGGCGGUUACUUUGCGGGCUCGCGGCGUCGGUGCGGUUAGACAAGGCAGCUAGUCCCUUCCGGGACCGGGAGGGCGGCCGGGUCCUCGUGCCCGUCGGAUCCCCGGAGCCGGCUCGGGCCGCGGCGGGCAGAGAGCGGCCCGCGCCGGGCGCCGAUGGCCGCGCGCCCCCUGGGAAGCGCUGUUGCCGCCGUGUCUCUCUCGGUGGCCCUGGCCUCCGCCACCGUCGGGUCCUCGGUGUGCCGCCCCAGCCCGCCGUGCAGAAACCCAUUUUUGUCCUGUUGUUUUCAUCUUAACACCAACAUCAUGUCUGGUUCUAAUGAUGCCAAAGAGAAUUCUCACAACAAGGCUCGGACAUCUCCCUACCCAGGAUCUAAAGUUGAACGGAGCCAGGUUCCUAAUGAGAAAGUGGGCUGGGUUGUUGAGUGGCAAGACUACAACCCUGUGGAAUAUACUGCAGUCUCUGUCUUGGCUGGACCUAGGUGGGCAGAUCCUCAAAUCAGUGAAAGUAGCUUUUCUCCCAAGUUUAACGAAAAAGAUGGGCAUGUUGAAAGAAAGAGCCAGAAUGGCCUGUAUGAGAUUGAAAAUGGAAGACCUAGAAAUCCUGCAGGGCGCACAGGAUUGGUUGGCCGGGGGCUUUUGGGGAGAUGGGGUCCAAAUCAUGCUGCAGAUCCCAUUAUAACCAGGUGGAAAAGAGAUAGCAGUGGAAAUAAAAUCUCCCACCCUGUUUCUGGGAAGAACAUCUUACAGUUUGUUGCCAUAAAAAGGAAAGACUGUGGAGAAUGGGCAAUCCCAGGAGGAAUGGUAGAUCCAGGAGAGAAGAUAAGUGCCACAUUGAAAAGAGAAUUUGGUGAGGAAGCUCUCAAUUCCUUACAGAAAUCCAGUGCUGAAAAGAGGGAAAUAGAAGAACAAUUGCACAAACUCUUCAACCAAGAACAAUUAGUGAUAUAUAAGGGAUAUGUUGAUGAUCCUCGAAACACUGAUAAUGCAUGGAUGGAAACAGAAGCUGUAAACUACCAUGAUGAGACAGGUGAGAUAAUGGAUAAUCUUAAUCUAGAAGCUGGAGAUGAUGCUGGAAAAGUGAAAUGGGUGGAUAUCAGUGAUAAACUCAAGCUUUAUGCCAGCCACUCUCACUUCAUCAAACUUGUGGCAGAGAAACGAGAUGCACACUGGAGUGAAGACUCUGAAACUGACUAACAUGGACUAUUGCUGGUCUCAGUGUAAGCCAAAGGCCACCCAAGACCUGUGCUGAGAAGAAGGCAGUACACAGAAACCAUACUAUAAAAAGGUCAUUUGGAAAUUAUUUUAUUCUCUUUCAGAAUGUUUGUAUAUAGAAGAUUUUGCAUCAGAAUAAAAUGAGCAAGUAUGUUGAAAUUGAACAUGGAAUUGUAAACUUUCUUGUAAAAAAGUUUAAAAAUUGUCAUAUUUUACAAGUAUUCUAAAUUUAAGCAUGGCUUAUAUUAAAUUUAAAUAACCUUUUUUUUUUUGAAGAAUUGUAUUGAGAAUAAAAAUAUAGACAUGUA
Molecule: messenger RNA, 1597 nt
Organism: Dipodomys spectabilis (banner-tailed kangaroo rat)
Lineage: Eukaryota; Metazoa; Chordata; Mammalia; Rodentia; Heteromyidae
Gene: Nudt9
Product: nudix hydrolase 9
Exons: 8
Coding region: 231-1271 (346 amino acids)
Cellular component (GO): mitochondrion
Molecular function (GO): ADP-ribose diphosphatase activity
Source: RefSeq, a predicted model, not a curated record